GCUGACAGCAAGCAUGCACGGGAAGAAAACAUUGGACUGUAAUUCAUAGAGCUGAAGUGGCCGCUUUAUUCGGAGCUGGUGGAUGUGCCCUGUCCAGGGAAGCAUGGCCUCUAGCUUUGCCCCGCCGAAGCUCGCCGACUUCAUUCUGACUGAGAAACUUGGUAGCGGUACCUAUGCGACGGUCUACAAAGCCUACAGGAAGACUGACAGCAGAGAGGCUGUGGCCGUGAAGGUGGUCAGCAAGAAGAGUCUCAACAAGGCUUCUAUGGAAAACCUGCUGACGGAGAUUGAGAUCCUAAAGACAGUGCGCCAUCCACAUAUCGUGCAGCUUAAGGACUUCCAGUGGGACAGUGAGAACAUCUACCUCAUUCUGGAGUGGUGCUCUGGUGGGGAUUUAUCACGCUUUAUUCGGAGCAGACGAAUCUUGCCCGAGAGAGUGGCCCGCUGCUUCCUACAGCAGAUAGCUUGCGCUCUGAAGUUUCUCCAUGAGAAGAACAUCUCCCAUCUGGACCUUAAACCCCAGAACAUUCUGCUGAGUGGCAAUGUGCUGAAACUAGCAGACUUUGGCUUUGCUCAGUACAUGUCUCCGUGGGACGAGAAGAGCGUUCUGAGGGGAUCCCCUCUCUACAUGGCUCCAGAAAUGGUGUGUAGACGACAGUACGACGCCAGAGUGGACCUCUGGUCUGUAGGGGUCAUCCUUUACGAGACUUUAUUUGGCCGAGCGCCGUUCGCGUCCCGCUCCUACGCUGAACUGGAGGAGAAAAUCCGCAGUGAUAAACCUAUCGAGCUGCCGGCCGGUGCCAGAGUGUCCAGAGACUGCAGGGAUUUGCUGCUCAGGCUGCUGGACAGACAUCCAGACUCACGCAUUUCAUUUGAUGAGUUCUUCCUGCACCCGUUUGUGGAUCUAGAGCACAUGCCCAGCGCCGAGAGCCUGGGAAAGGCGAAGGAGCUGGUUCUGCGGGCAGUGCAGAAGGAUCAGGAGGGCGAAUGGGCUGCUGCUCUCUCGCUCUACUGCAGCGCACUGGAGCACUUUGUGCCUGCCAUCCACUAUGAGACAGACAGGCAGAGAAAAGAGGCUCUCAGACAAAAGGUCAACCAGUAUGUGUCUCGAGCUGAAGAACUCAAAGCUCUGGUGGCUUCAGACAACAAAAUCAGCUUUGAGGAAGCAAAGUCGUCCAGGGAUAUAUUAAGAGAAAUGUCCAGGGACCAGCCGCGACUGCUCGCCGCACUGGAAGUAGCUGCUACUGCUGUAGCCAAGGAAGAGUGUGGGCUGGAGGAUUACGAAACAUUGGAUCUGUAUCAGCAGAGUCUGGGCGAGCUGCUGCUGGCUUUGGCUGCUGAACCUCAGGGCCGCAGGAGGGAGCUGCUCCACGGCGAGAUUAAGAGUUUGAUGAGCAGAGCAGAAUACCUUAAGAAACAGAUUAAGAUCCGAGAAACCCAGACUGACGUGGAUAAAGACCCAGUCUCUGAAUCUGUGCGGACCUCAUGCUGCCUACAGUAACUAUGGCUGUCUUUAACCAUGGACUCAUCUGGCAAGGUCAUGUGACCAGACUGAAAGGUGACCCUGCACUUGGGAUCCGAAGGAAUCUGAUUGGAUCGCAGGCGUGAUUGCUUCUGCCCUCAACCAAUCACGCAAGUGCUGACGGCUGCCGCUUUUUCUGCCUGUAGCAUUAAGAGCAGAUUGAGUGAAACGUGUACUGUAUACAAACAAUGUUACAAACUGAUGGUUUUACACAUGACUGUACACUCAUACCUGUUUCUUUCCAAUCACAAAACUGUAUUAGAAGACUUUGCUGAGGCUUGGAGAGUGUUUUAAUCCCAGAAAAAUGACUGCUGUACAUGUAAGGGAACUCUUGAAAAUGUGAGAAGAAUCUUAGAAAUCUUACUGUAUCCUUUUCCAUCCUUUACUCUCUCUGCUUUCGCGCUCUCUUCCACUCGCAUAAACACACAUACACAUACUCUCUGAGCUUCACCGCAGCUCGUCCGCAGAAUAAGUGGGGCUUUGGGUCCGUGUGGCUUUCCUCCCUGUUUGCUCCGUUCUUGCAUUUACUUUCGGGCUGCCACACAUCAAGCGCUGAAUUUUUUUCCCUCCAGCCUGCCUCACGCGCCGCUGGUUAACAGUUUAGAUUGGUGGCGCGGCAGUAAAAACACUGUGAAGCUCCAGCUUUUUCUGUCUACUGACUGUCCAAAGCUAGCACAAAAAUGACGAGGGGGCACUUAGUGUUGCUGGUACACAUUUAGUACUUUUCGGGAAUGAGGGUUACUUCAUGGUCUAGUGCUGUAUGUGCUGGAGGGCAAAGUUUAAUAUUUUCUGCUCUUUGUUUGUAUGUUUAAGCCUUUUUUUUAUAAGAUUAAUAUUUUUUGUCUGAAUUAUUUAUUGAAUGUCUGGCCUACAGAUGAAGUUAAUUAAAGAAA
Messenger RNA from Colossoma macropomum (tambaqui), 2415 nucleotides. It is a transcript of the gene ulk3, whose product is annotated as unc-51 like kinase 3. Gene Ontology annotation, cellular component: autophagosome; cytoplasm. Gene Ontology annotation, molecular function: protein serine/threonine kinase activity; ATP binding. The transcript is spliced from 17 exons. The coding region runs from base 83 to 1501 and encodes 472 amino acids. The record is from RefSeq and is a predicted model, not a curated record. Lineage: Eukaryota; Metazoa; Chordata; Actinopteri; Characiformes; Serrasalmidae. Gene Ontology annotation, biological process: autophagy; autophagosome organization; protein autophosphorylation.